GCGUUAAGCGCGAGUGAUUUACAUGUUAAGUCAAUGCAAAGACGCAAAUAGACAUCUUGCGGCACGAAUUGAGCGUUUGAUGCGUGAGAAUCGCACGAGUUGAAAAAUCUGAACUUUGGCGAAAAUUCACGCCGCGUUAACCAAUCAGGAGCUUGCUCUAGUAGUGACGUGAUUAUGAUGUAGCGAGCGGCGGGAAUCCAAAACAACAAUGGAGGACAAAGUAAUCGUCACUGUUUGUGGACACACAAAGCUGUAUGAUACAUAUUCAUAUCAUUACAGAAACAGGAAUAAAAACGAUCUUGCUUGGAGGAAAGUGAGUGAGGAGGUCGGACAAUCUGGUAAGUUGUAAAAAACUCUCUUUACUCAAUUUGAGCUAUAUAUAUACAUAUUGAGACUACGAGCUAGUUAAAGGCGGGAACUUGAGCUUAUACGCCGUAUUUUACUACUUUCCCGCUGAAGAAUUGAUGUGUUUAUUCAGAGGAAGUGUGCAGAAAGAAGUGGAAGAGUCUGAGGGACACAUAUUUAAAGGAGAGGAGAAAGGAGACGGAGAAGAGGAGUGGGUCAGCAGCAGGGUCAGAGAAAAAGUGGAAGUACUCUGCGGUCCUGUCUUUCCUCGACCCCUUCGUCUCCCCACGGGGAAUCAGGCCGCAGGGUACGACCACCCCGAGGACCAGGGCGAGACAGCAGCAGCAGCAGCAGGGCAGUCAGAGACAGAGCCGACUGGUUCUUUUGAUGGCAGUGAGCCUGGGUCCCUUUUGCCAGAACCUGCUGCUGCUUCUGCUUCCCCUGCCGGCCCUUCAACAUCUGCUGCUGUGCCCACAGUGCCGCCAAGAAGAAGAGCUCAGAAAAGGCCUAGGGAGCAGCCAUCGGAGGUGGAGCGGCAGCUCCUGGAAGCACUCCGGACCCGUCCUGAAGCUCCAGCGACGCCUCCACGCUCAGAGGAUGAGCUCUUCCUCUUGAGUCUGGUCCCUUCCCUGCAGAGGUUGCCGCCUCAGACGAAAGAUUUCGUCAAAUUUCAAAUCCACAAAUUAAUUUACGAAAGCAGCACAGUUCUGCUUAAUUUGGAACAAUUGGAGCCUCAAUAGAAGUUUUAAAAAAGAGGCAGCAAUCUCUGCAGGGAAUGAACCAGACUUUCUCUCCUUUCUCCUCUCCUUCACUUUGGCCCUCACUCUUCCCUCUUCCAAGCAAGAUCCUUUUUAUUCCUGCAUGUAAAUAGUUGUAAAUGUUCUUUGUAUAUAGUUUUUAAUUUUUUAUUUGAUUAGUGCGUAGCAAGAUCCUUUUUAUU
Messenger RNA from Onychostoma macrolepis, 1285 nucleotides. RefSeq lists its product as uncharacterized. Gene Ontology annotation, molecular function: DNA binding. The transcript has 3 exons. The record is from RefSeq and is a predicted model, not a curated record. Gene Ontology annotation, biological process: regulation of transcription by RNA polymerase II. Gene Ontology annotation, cellular component: transcription regulator complex; nucleus. The coding region runs from base 465 to 1085 and encodes 206 amino acids. Lineage: Eukaryota; Metazoa; Chordata; Actinopteri; Cypriniformes; Cyprinidae.